AAAUUUCGAGAGAGACAAAAGGCAAAGAACAGAGCCAACACUGACCCGGUCGGAUGAACGAGUCAGAUGCGGGCCAGCGUUGCCCGGGCGCGUUUUCCCUCUUCGGUGGAGUAAACAAAAAAGACGGCCUUCUCUCCUCAUCAUCUUCGGCUGCUCUCUGGCUUUGACAUCAAUCCAUCAUCUGCAACAGCUACUGCUUUCCUUUCCCACCGUACACUUUCCAUCCAUCCAGCCUCUCCUUGCCCGCUCCCUCCUUUCUGAUUUCGAUCUUCUGGGUUCUCAGUGGGUCGAUCCGUCCAUUCCAGCCAACAGUCGAGCUGCAUUCGGUUCCGUCAUUCCAGACAGCAACCCUUCCUUGCUACUCUAACGGACGUUCCAACCUUCCCCGGAAAUCCCUCGCUCUACUAUUUCAAAAAGCGUCCCGAUCAUCUGUGCUCAACUUCUCCCCCUCUCUCGAUCGAUCAGAAUGGACUACACCAUGGAAGACACUCAGAACUCCGCUCCCGAUGCGCUUGAGGCGUCCAAGUUGAACCCGGCGGGACAGCGAAAUGACAGCCAAAGCGUCACCAAACGCCUUCAAGCUGAACUCAUGCAGCUGAUGCUCUCGCCUUCCCCGGGUAUCUCCGCCUUCCCGGACGCAGACGGCAACCUUCUUUCGUGGACGGCGACAAUCACCGGACCUGCCGAUACUCCCUACGAUGGCCUGAAACUGAAGCUGUCGUUCUCUUUCCCCAGCAACUAUCCGUAUGCCCCGCCCACCGUCCUCUUCAAGACGCCCAUCUACCACCCCAACUUCGACUUCUCGGGCCGUAUCUGCCUGGACAUCUUGAAGGACAAGUGGAGUGCCGUCUACAACGUGCAGAGUGUGCUUGUCAGUCUGCAGAGCUUGCUCGGAGAGCCAAAUAACGCGAGUCCCUUGAACGCCCAGGCCGCGGAGCUAUGGGACACCGACAAGGAGGAAUUCAAGCGUCACGUUCUCGCCAGACACCGUGACAUCGAAGAUAUCGAGUAA
Molecule: messenger RNA, 1012 nt
Organism: Aspergillus steynii IBT 23096
Lineage: Eukaryota; Fungi; Ascomycota; Eurotiomycetes; Eurotiales; Aspergillaceae
Product: putative ubiquitin conjugating enzyme (UbcK)
Exons: 3
Coding region: 467-1012 (181 amino acids)
Source: RefSeq, a predicted model, not a curated record